UGCUGUGACUCUAUGGGAGUGUCACUCACUGUUAGGCGUGUUCACUUCACUGUCAGUUCUCCACCGGACAAACACAGCUAAACGCUUUCUCACAGACGAAGCUGGUUCUGCCUCCGUCGCCACCUAUUUAUUAAUCUUCUAAGCGCUGAAGCAGUUUUCGAAGUGCAUCUGACACUGGCGAUUUUGCUCUUGGCGUCUGUUUUAAAGAUAAGACGGAAUCACUAAGCUGCGGACCUCAAGAUAUUAAGUGUUAUUCAGAGGCUCUGGCGUGAUGUCAGGCCCGGGCGAGUCAGAUGACAGAGAGCUGAGGCCGGUAGACUUCAUCCAGCUUCAGCAGUACAUUGACUACUGCAGUCUAAAAGUAAAAGAUGUGUUAAAGGAAUUCAAUGCAGAUGGCAGGUUAGCCAAGUACAGACACGGAGAGUGCAUUGAUGAGGAAGGUUUCCGCCUCUUCCUGAAGACAUAUUUGGAGGUGGAGGACUUCCCAACGGAUCUGUGCCAGCGGCUGUUCAGAUCCUUCCAGAACUCAGAGUCAGCAAAAUCAGAUGAAAACAGGGAAGUCUUUCUGAAGGAUGUGUCCUGUUAUUUCUCUCUCCUGGAAGACGGGCAGCCCAGGGACAAACUUGAAUUUGCCUUCAGGCUCUAUGACAGAGAUGGCAACGGUGUCCUGGACAGUUCGGAAGUGGACCGCAUUAUUGCCCAGAUGAUGCACGCAGCAGAUUACCUCGGUUGGGAUGUGUCUGAACUGAGGCCUGUGCUGAAGGAUAUGAUGACAGCGAUUGAUGCAGAUAGCAGUGGAACGGUGUCGUUACAGGAAUGGGUGGAGGGGGGAAUGAAUAACGUCCCGCUGCUGGUUUUACUGGGACUUAAGAUGACCCAAAGAGACGGCCAGCACCUGUGGAGGAUGAAACAUUUCAACAAGCCUGUGUACUGCAACGUCUGUCAGAAUAUGCUUCUGGGGCUGCGCAAACAGGGUCUCUGCUGCACCUGCUGCAAAUUCACAGUCCAUGGCCGGUGUGCAAAUAAAAACCCGGCUCCGUGCACCCGCACAUAUGUGAUGUCAAAGAAAGAGACUGGGAUUGCGGCCCAUGACUGGGUGAGUGGAAACUGUGAUUCUGGGAAGUGUGACCGGUGUCAGAAGAAGAUAAAGAGCUUGCAUGGCCUCACUGGGAAACGAUGUGUCUGGUGUCACACCAUGAGACAUGAUGAGUGUGCAACCCAGGAACCCUUUGAAUGUGAUUGUGGCCCUUUCAGAGAUCAUAUCUUACCACCGUGGGCCAUUUAUCCCGUCAUCAAGGAGAGGCAGAACUGCAUAAAGAAUGGCUGUGCAUUUGCAAGUGAUGACAGUGAGCACAACACUACACCUGAUGGACAGGUACUACAGAUAAACCCAAUUCCUGACACUCAUCCUCUUUUGGUGUUUGUAAAUCCUAAAAGUGGCGGUAAACAGGGGGAGAGAGUCCUUCGGAAAUUCCAGUACUUGUUGAAUCCUCGGCAGGUUUAUAACCUUUCCAAUGGUGGACCAGGACCAGGGUUAUGUUUCUUCAGAGAUCUGCCGGACUAUAGAAUAUUAGUUUGUGGAGGUGACGGCACAGUUGGCUGGAUCCUUGACGCUAUAGAUAAAGCCAACCUGCCAAUGCGCCCCCCGGUGGCCGUACUUCCUCUUGGCACAGGAAAUGAUCUUGCACGCUGUCUUCGAUGGGGAGGAGGUGAGGGCAAAAAAUCAGCAAUCAGUUUGUGGCUUCAUUUUCAUGCAUAUAUACUUUCUUACAGAAUGAAGAACAAACUGUGGUAUUUUGAAUUUGCCACGUCCGAGACGAUCUCAGCAUCUUGUAAGAAACUCAAGGAGUGUCUCACCAUUGAGUGUUGCGGGACCCAGUUGGAUCUCAGUAAUCUUUCUCUGGAAGGCAUCGCCGUCCUCAACAUUCCCAGCAUGCACGGCGGCUCUAACCUGUGGGGUGAAGCCAAAAAAAGUGACCGAGCGGAGCAGGACUUGCCUGGAGUCAUAGUAGACCCCGAAGUCUUAAAAGUGAGCCCACAAGACAUGAGCGACAAACGCGUGGAGGUGGUGGGAUUGGAAGGAGCCAUCGAGAUGGGACAGAUAUACACAGGGCUGAAGAGUGCAGUCCGACUCGCCAAAACAUCUCAGAUUAUCAUCAGGACAAAGAAGCCUUUGCCCAUGCAGAUUGAUGGAGAACCGUGGAUGCAGCCACCUUGUACUAUUCACAUCACACACAAAAACCAAGCCAGUAUGCUGAUGGGCCCUCAAGCCAAAUCUGGCUUUUUCAACCUGAAAUAGAGUUUACCUGCGCUGGAGGAUGAUUCACUUCGCUUCGAAACUCUGUGUGCAUUAACAAGGACUCUGAAGCUAAUGACAGUGUAAAGUGUAUGUAGAUUUUGCAGAAAAUCCUUAAUAAGGUUAUAGCUCUUACUCAAAAUCCUUGUGUGUUUUUAGGAGAUUAUCCUUACAUGAGGUACAAACUCUUCGCUAGACCAUCUUAACAUCAAAUAUGCUCUCCUUAAAGAAAUGUAGUGCUCUUAAACAGUAGCUCAUGCAUUUUUGGCUGUGAUAAACAAACUCAUAUCAUGUGCACAGGUCAUUCCAGGUAAAUAGGUUGGAUAUUUGUUUUAAGGUUAUAUAUA
Molecule: messenger RNA, 2643 nt
Organism: Sinocyclocheilus rhinocerous
Lineage: Eukaryota; Metazoa; Chordata; Actinopteri; Cypriniformes; Cyprinidae
Product: diacylglycerol kinase beta-like
Exons: 22
Coding region: 272-2299 (675 amino acids)
Biological process (GO): phospholipase C-activating G protein-coupled receptor signaling pathway
Cellular component (GO): plasma membrane
Molecular function (GO): ATP-dependent diacylglycerol kinase activity; calcium ion binding
Source: RefSeq, a predicted model, not a curated record